GGUGGACCUCUUCGAGAUCCGCACUGCAGCAGAUGUGUGAGCGCCGCCAACCUGGCCACUCGGAUACCAUCUGCCAAAAAAGGUCCAAUCGCUGCUCGAUCAGUCUUUGAAACAGUCUGUGCUCUGUCGACCACAAGGUAGCAUUCGCAGACCGCCUCGAAGACCAUCAUUUCAUCGACAUCGCAACAAUGCUGUGAAGCAGACGAGCGCAUGAGGAAACGUUGAGGAAAGAAUCCGAUUGUUUACGACACAGCGUCUCUCGAUCUCGGUGGACAAUCGGAGAGAACGGCACACGUCGAGGAAGGCAUUUGCCGUGAGCUGUCCACCCUGACGCUCUGCUACCUAUUCCGAGUUGCCGGAGUAUCUAUGCUGUACAAGGACCUGGCCUGCAAGGUGACAGUCCCGGGCUUCGUCGUUGCAGAAAAUCAUACCUUGCGAGUUUUAGAAACCGUGUGAAGAAAAGUCUCCCGUUCAAAGACGAGUCCGAACCCCUUGCAUAGCCUGCAACAAUCCGGAGCUCAACUGCUGGAGAUUAGAGCGUUGCCCAGGCCACCUUCUUCGUGCCACCCUAGCAUUGCUAUACCUUUCGUCGUUCCACGAGCACUCGAGAGACAGCGUAAAGCUGCCGUUGUACUGUGGUCAGUCUCCCGAUAGCCUGCCCCAGACAGUUGUGCCCAUGCCAGACGCCUCAAACUCUAAAAGCCACAUCCUUUCCCCAUCUACUCCUGAGUACACUCUUUCUCAUCGAUCAAGGUCAUCUGUACAAUAUUUACUUGGGUCAUACGGAGGUACUUGUCUUUUUACGCCAUGUCAAACCACACCACUCCAACUCGCACAGGUCGCGGCAUCGUCGUGCCUGGCAUCGACACAAGUAGCAUCCACGAUCAGAAGCCGGACUCGACACACAACUCUUUCAAUGGAUGGCCUCUCACACCACCAUCAGCAGCUGCGCAAGAUUCAAGGCGGCCUUCGAAUGCUUGCUCGCUCCAGUCUGAGCAUUCUGGGCCGUCUUCAAUCUCGAGCUUCUCACAACCGCCAACACCUGUACAUUCCAUGGUGAACUCUACCGAGGACUUUGGGCAUUGGUCCGACUCUGCUGAUAUGGCCGCCGCCAUACCUGGCCACCUGCCGUCGACUUGUGCGCUUCCCAUGUACAGCACGGCGUUUGCGACGCAUGGGCUACCAAACAGUGCAUCGAAGAUGUCUAUGCAGAUGUCAACAACGUCGCCAAUACGCAACGAUGCCUGGCAACCGGAACCAUUCGGCGCGACCGUGCAGCACGGCUUCACACAGGGUCUUGAUCAGCACGUGGCUUCACAGUCCAUGUACGGUAACCCGUCGACUUCGAUUGUAGGAUCUUUAGAUCACUCUCCCUUUUCAGAGUACAAUCCCAGUACGUAUACUGGUGGAUCCUUCUCCCAGCUUCCACCAACCGUCGUUCCGUCGGAACUGGGUCCCCAGGACUUUCCAAUGGAGCAUUAUGACUACAGCCAAAAUGAUGACAUGGUUCAUGGCUUCGGCGAAAGUUUCACUUCGAACGGCUCCCACCAUAGUGACUACCAAUAUGUUGGACCAGAGAGUCCAGACGACGCCUAUAUGGUUACCACGGACGACAACUAUGUGUUUGUGAAGGAAGAGCUCACAAAGACUCCUUCCAGGUCAUCGGAAUCAACAUACCGUGGUUCCAGGGCAUCCGAAUCAACAUACCGUGGCCAUCAACAGAGUCCGGUUCAAAGGCGCCACUCCAAGAAGGUGCGAAAGUCUAUUGCUUCUGGCAGAGAGUUUGGUAAGUAUAGCACACCGCACUUCGAUGUCCGCUUGGAAGGAAAGCCGUUUUCCCUCAGAUUUGACGCCGUGACUGGUCGAGCUGUCACUCUUCCUCAAGGCCCCAGUAAUGGGAAGCCCCACAAGUGCCGUGUGACGGACGAGGACGGUCAGCCUGUUAAGGACAAGGACGGCAACGCAUGCUCUGCCAGGUUCGAUCGCGCAGAGCACCUCAAGCGCCAUGAGCUUUCGCACACAGCUGCGCGGCCUUUUCCAUGUGUUCUUGCACCUUGCAAGGCGCGUAUGGGACGUUCCGACAACGCCGCAGACCAUUACCGAACACAUUUGAGGCCUCAUUCCAAAAGCCGAAACCCAUACGUCACCUUUGAAAAGUUGGAGCGUGCGAUGCGUGCUCACCCAGCGUAUAGCGGCGAAAACCAUUUGAAGGCUACCAAAUUGCUCAAUAACCUGCGGAGGAAAAUGGAUCAUGUCGAAGGCGCACUUUGCGCGGAUAUGGAAGAGAAAACUCGUGGUCUGUUCCGAGACUGACAGAUUUACUGUCCCCCCGAGAGCAGCGAGUGCGAUGUAUUAACGUAACGGCUGGUUCAAUAUGUACUAUCAUGGUAAACGGUAAUGAAUGGGAAGAGAGAAAAAUGGGACGCGCAACAGAAC
Messenger RNA from Sphaerulina musiva SO2202, 2436 nucleotides. RefSeq lists its product as uncharacterized. The record is from RefSeq and is a predicted model, not a curated record. Bases 808 to 2313 code for a protein of 501 amino acids. Lineage: Eukaryota; Fungi; Ascomycota; Dothideomycetes; Mycosphaerellales; Mycosphaerellaceae. The transcript has 5 exons.